AUGAAUAAAACCAAUAGCAUAAAGAUAAGAAGAAGAACCACAAACUUAAAUUUCAAAGAAAAUGAAACUAGUAAUAUCUUUAAAUAUAUAUUUCCAAAUUUGAAUAAGCAAAGUGAAAUCCCACAUCAGGUAAAUACAAGGCUAGUUCUUGGUCAGGGUAAGGAAGCUGGAGGUGUUGUGCAUGUUGUGCACAUGCAACUUCCUGUGCCUGUAAGUUCUUAUGAAUUCAACCCCUGGAUUCCAGCUCAAGGUACUAAAUCUAAGUUGUCUGGCAACUCCUCAAGUGGUUUUUCUCAGGUUGGUGAAAAUCCUGCUACCAAUACCAGAUUGGCUAAUAGUAAGAAUUCAGGGUUAAAUAAACCCUCUAAACAAUUGAUGAUUAAGCAACAUCUUCAGCUUUAUCAUUUACCUUUCAUCUCUCUCCUGGAAACAAAGAUUAAGGAAUCUAAUAUCAAAGAUGCUGCGAAAAGAAUUGCUAAAGAAUGGGAUUGGCUUUCAAAUGUGAAUAAUUCAGAGAAGGCUAGGAUUUUCAUACUGUGGGAUCCCAAUAUCCUAAGUAUUCAACAGAUGAGCCUCUCUAGCCAGCAGAUUACCUGCAAGGUUAACUCUAUUGAUGGUAGACUUUCAUGCAUCAUAUCAUCAGUAUAUGGUUACAACAAUAUCCAAGAUAGAAAAAGCUUAUGGGAAGAAUUAACUCUUAUUCAUAGAUCUGUAGGAAACCUGCCUUGGAUUAUAUGUGGAGAUUUCAAUGCUAUGGUUGACAGUGGUGAGAAGCUUGGUGGCUCAACAUUAACUGAUGCUGAUACUAUAGAUUUCAGGUCUUUUAUUGAUGAUUGCCAGCUCACUCACUUGAAAACAAUAGGGUGUUUUUUUACAUGGAACAACAAACAAGACAAGGAUUCUAGAGUCUGGAGUCGGCUGGACAGGACUCUAGUUAAUGACAAUUGGAUUCAACAUAUUAACUCUAGUCAUGUGGAAUAUAUGGUGCCCAGAUUAUCUGAUCACUCCCCAGCUAUUGUCUCAGUUUAUGAUGACCCCUCCUAUGGUAAAAAGCCUUUCAGGUUUUUUAAUAUGUGGACAAAGCAUGAUGAUUUCUCUACCACUGUAUCUAGUAUCUGGCAAACUCAUAUCAAUGGAUUUCAUAUGUACUCUGUCUAUUCUAAGCUUAAAAUGUUGAAAGGAGCUCUGAAGUCACUGAACAGAAGACAUUUUGGUAAUAUUAGUGAACAAGUCAUUAGAGCAAAGACAGAGAUGGAGAAAGCAAGAACUGCCUGGUACAUUCAAGGUGAUAGAAAUUCUAAGCUUUUUCAUUCAGCCAUCAAAAACAACAGACAUAACAAUAGAGUACAAGUACUAUAUAAUAGUCAGGGAGAUAGAAUUACUGAUGGUGAAGAGAUAAUUAAAGAGUUCAUCUCUUACUAUAAAAACUUGAUGGGGACUGCCAUUCCUACUGUAAAAACUGAGAGCCAUGUUAUUCAAAAUGGAACAUGUCUGAGUCCUUUCCAAGUCAGUGAUCUAUCUAAACCAGUCACAAGUGAUGAAAUAAGAAGUGCAAUCUUCUCAAUGUCAGAUAACAAGGCCCCAGGCCCUGAUGGUUUGGCUGUGAUUGGGAGUUUAGUCAAUGAAGCUCAAAGUGCUUUUGUGAAAGGUAGACAAAUAUCAAAUAAUAUCUUACUUGCACAUGAGCUUGUGAAAAAUUAUGGAAGGAAACACCUAUCACCAAGGGUGAUGAUCAACAUAGAUAUAAGAAAGGCCUUUGAUUCUAUUAGCUGGGACUUCUUGCAGGACAUAAUGACAGGUCUGGGUUUCCCUCUGGUAUUUGUUAAAUGGAUUAUGAGUUGUAUCUCUUCACCUAACUAUUCUGUCUCCCUGAAUGGUAGUCUGCAUGGGUUCUUUAAAGGAGGAAGAGGUUUAAGGCAAGGGGAUCCUCUCUCCCCCUACCUCUUCAUUCUUGAUGACCUCCUUCUUUUCUGCAAAGGGGACUCUUAUUCAGUGAAUAAACUCUUUCAAUGUGUUAAAUCCUUUGGUGAUUGCUCUGGACUAGAGGCAAAUCCUUCAAAAUGUUCUAUUUUUUAUGGCGGGGUCUCUGAAGAUACUAAGCAGAUGAUUAACAACUCCCUGGGCUUCUGUGAAGGUAAACUGCCAAUCAGAUAUCUGGGGCUCCCUCUUAUUUGCAAAAGAAUGUCUUUCAUUGAUUGCAAUCCUUUACUUCUGAAAAUUUCCAAUCAAUUCCAGAGCUGUAUGAAAAAUAAAAAUCUGUCAUAUGCUGGUAGAAUUCAGAUUAUCAAGAGUGUUAUCUUGGGAGUGCAAAUUUUCUGGACAUCUAGUUACAUCCUCCCUGUUAAAGUGCUUCAAAAAAUUGAUGAGUUAUGUAGGAGCUUUCUAUGGGGAAAAUCAGAUCAAACUUUCAAAUCAGCUCUUGUAUCAUGGAGUAAAGUCUGUGUACAUAAGAAAAAUGGAGGAUUGGGAAUCUUCUCAGCUAGGCUUUGGAACACUGCUGCAGCUCUCAAAAUUCUUUGGAGUAUUCACAUGAAUAAGGAGCAAUUAUGGAUUAAAUGGUCUCAUGAGAACUACAUUAAAAACAGCAGCAUAUGGCAUAUAAAUCCUAAGAAGGGGGAUUCUUGGAUGUGGAAGCAGCUUUUGAAAAUCAGAGAUAAAUGCCUUGAGUUGUGUGGAGGGACUGAAAAUCUCAAACAGCUUAUCAAUUCUUGCUGUGUCAAUUCUAAAGUCCAGAUAUCUAGUCUCUAUUCCAGUUUAUCACCUGAUACAACAUGUGUGGCAUGGCACAAUACUGUGUGGGAAAACUUGAGCAUUCCUAAACACUCUUUUACCUUGUGGCUGGCAGUCAAUGAUAAGCUUCAAACUCAAGACAGACUUCUCAAGCAUGGGAUUAUACAAGCUUCUGUCUGUAAACUGUGUGAUGGUCCAUCAGAGAGCAGAAAUCACCUCUUUUUUGAGUGCAAACUAUCAAAUUAUGUGUGGAAUGGUAUUAUGGAAUGGCUCAAAUUCAAAUGGAGAUCUUGCAAUUGGACUGCACUACUGAACUGGUACAGUUUCAGACUAAGGGGAAAUGGAAUUAAACAAAAAAUUAAAAGAAUGGCAUUAGCAGCUGCAGUAUAUAAUAUUUGGAAAGAGAGGAAUAACAGGAUUUUCACAUUGAAGAAUAGAUCCCCUGAUGUUGUUCUCAGGAAUAUUAAGAUGGAUAUCCUAGUUGCUUUGUUGAAUAACUCCCCUUCGGAUGAAGACAGAUUGGAUUCUCUCCUUGCGCUGAUAUAUUACAGAGGGGGAGCCAAGCAGCGGGGUUUCUCUGGCCGGAGAUUGGGUAAGGUCGUCGAGGUCCUCGCAGACCUCGAAGGUGAGCUCGGCGUGGAGGUUCCGGAGGUUGUAAGCUAG
Molecule: messenger RNA, 3393 nt
Organism: Asparagus officinalis (garden asparagus)
Lineage: Eukaryota; Viridiplantae; Streptophyta; Magnoliopsida; Asparagales; Asparagaceae
Exons: 6
Coding region: 1-3393 (1130 amino acids)
Molecular function (GO): catalytic activity
Source: RefSeq, a predicted model, not a curated record